Molecule: messenger RNA, 1298 nt
Organism: Medioppia subpectinata
Lineage: Eukaryota; Metazoa; Arthropoda; Arachnida; Sarcoptiformes; Oppiidae
Source: the annotation of a GenBank genome assembly
AUGUGGUCAUAACUCACGGCGGGAACAACUCUGUGACCGAAACAUUUAGUUACGGCAAACCAAUGAUUGUAAUGCCAUUGGGUGGUGAUCAAUGGGAUAACGCACAGAGAGUUCAUGAAAAGGGAUUUGGGAUUAGACUUAAUCCGCAAACCGUUUCAGAGCAGGAAUUGCUUAACGCUAUUGAAAAACUAUUGAAUGAUAAGGAAUUGAAACACAAUUUAUCCGUCGCUUCAAAACAUUUCCUACAUUUAUCGCAUACUUGGAAUCAAUUAACCAUUUUGUUGGCACCGCUCGAAGCGGUCGGUUCAGUGAAUGCGUGCAUAGGUUUGGCUGAAGUACUGCUGAGUCGCGGACACCGUAUUGUCUUCGCUGUUAACCAAUCAUUUGCGGGAAAGUUAUCGCCGUUUGGUUUUAUCGAAGAGAUACUCAAUGACGAGACGGGAAAACUUCCCGCAGAAAACGCGGCCAAAAGUCUACUCGCGUCGGGACUUCUGUCGGACUUAACGCCCGAAGAAUCGAUGGAAAUGAUGUGCGAAACACCGAUAUUUGCCGAUUUGAUCGACAAAAUGAGAGCCAAUGAACCGAAACUGAAAACAAUUAUAGCCAAAUAUAAUCCCGAUGUGUAUAUCAUCGACGACUUCGCCGGCUCUCCGACAAUCAUUCAUUCAAACAAACCCUGGAUUCAUAUCAGUAGUUCUCAACCUCUGUCUGGUAUAAGGGAUGAUAGGACACCACCGGGAUGGUCAGGAUAUCCUUCAGAUAGUGAUCGACAGAAAUGGUCUCCAUUUAAUGAAUUGAAAAAAAAUAUUUUCAAAUCCCAAAUAAUUAAAUACAAUAAAUGGAUGGAAGAAGAGGGCCAUCCCUUACACACUGCGAAUAAAUCAAUUUUAGAGUCGCCUUAUCUUAAUAUCUAUGGAUAUCCUGAAGAACUCGAUUACACAGACAUCCGACCCAUACCUGAGAAAUGGAUAAAAAUCGAAACUUUUAUGAGAAAAGGAGAACAAGAAUUCAAAAUUCCCGAUAAAUUUCGCGAUAGAAAUGUCGAAAAGUGUAAAUUAAUUUAUCUCUCAUUGGGUUCUAUGGGUUCAGCAAAUGUGGAUCUAAUGAAGAGAUUGGUGUCUAUUCUCAGUAAAAGUCAGCACAAGUUUAUUGUAUCUAAAGGUGUUUUUGGAGACACAUAUGAAUUGGCUGACAAUAUGUGGGGCGAAAAGUCUGUUCCGCAGACAAAAGUGUUGCCAUUAGUAGAUGUGGUCAUAACUCACGGCGGGAACAACUCUGUGACCGAAACAUUCAGUUGU